Molecule: messenger RNA, 2338 nt
Organism: Trachemys scripta elegans
Lineage: Eukaryota; Metazoa; Chordata; Testudines; Emydidae
Gene: CLHC1
Product: clathrin heavy chain linker domain containing 1
Exons: 12
Coding region: 465-2240 (591 amino acids)
Source: RefSeq, a predicted model, not a curated record
UCCCUCCGCUCCUAUAGAGCGUAGUUAUCAGCAACGGCCGGUAUUGGUGAACCGGCCUGUGAAUCGGCUGAAGUACCGCCGCGUCCUGAGUGGGGUCCGCGAGCUUAGUCUGCAGCGCUGUGAUGCGUUCCGCAGUAGCGAACAGCCGGAGAGCGGACUGGCUGGGGAGCUCGCGGGUGCCGCGCUGCAGCUAGGGUCCGGCGCUGCGAUUCGGGUUCGGCUCUGUGGUGUGAUCCAAAACCCCGGCGCGGGCCCGACUCCUCCCCAGUGCCCCCAGCGUUGUUUGCGGGCUCCCGUGCGGGGGAGCCCUUAGCCGCGCCCCGCUGAGCUCAGCUCCUGGGCUGGCGCUGGGGAUAAGGCAGAAAGGAGCGGCGAGGUUUUGACUGAAGCAUUUACUUCUGUUGAAGAAAAGAGGGAAUUGGGCUUAAAUUUUCUAUAAGAAAUGAAAGUGUUGCUUUUCAACCAUGUCCGCCCAUAAUAUUGGAGUGAGCAGACAUUCAGUUCUCCCUCCCAUUGUUCCUGAGAGUGAUAAGAAAUUUUUAGACAGUAUACAAGGAUACAUCAUUACAGAAAUUGAAAAAGUGGGUUGUACAGAACAAGGACCAGCUGAGGACUAUUACAUUAUAUACUGUAAUGUUUUUGACAAGAUAAUAGAGCAUGUUACUGUGUACAAGAACAUCCUGACUUCAAUCAAACAGGAGUAUGAUGCAUUUAUUGAAGCAAUAAAAAAGGGCCAAAGGAAUGCAUUUUAUCUUCAUGGAAAAUUGAAAGUUCUGGCAUCUGAGCCUACAACUCUAAUAUAUUAUAGAAAAAGAACAAUCCAACUUGAAGACAAAAUAAAAGUUAUCGAGAGAAAUUCUGCUAGAAUUCAAAAUCUGAUAUUGAAAAUAAGAAAUAUUAAGAAAGUGCCCUCUACAGAAGUUUUGACUCCAAGAAAAAAGAUAAACCCUGCUAAGCCUAUACCAGGUCUGACUGUAAAAGAAUCUCUCAGCUUAGAUGCUCUUUCUAGACACCUUGCUCAGCUAGAAGGGAGAGUGCAGGAACUGAAAGCAGACAUGAUAUCAAAAUACAUUCCUCUGGAGAACAAGGCUGGCCUAGAGCAGGAACUCAAGCACUCACUGGAACUACGAGAUAAGGCAGAGGCAGUAAAUGAGAAACUGAGACUUAGUUAUAAUAGAAUUACAUUGGUUGCAAAUGCUGUGUCUGCCUGGGCAAAAUCCGACAAGAGCACCUCCUUGCAAGAAUUACUCUCUCAAGUCAUGGAAAAGAAGGAAGUUGUAAAAGCUGCUGCUGCCUUUAGCAUCUCUCAUAUAUUUGAACAUGACCCCAGCAAGAGUAAAGAGGCUGAAGAUUUGCUUGAAUAUAUUGAAAGAUUCAAUGAAUUAUUUUCAUAUGGUCAGUAUGAGGCUGCAGCAGUUUAUGCUGCAAACUGUCCUAGAGGAAUUCUCCGCAAUGAAGAAACCAUGAUGAAAUUUAAAGCUCUUGGUGCUGUUAAAGGGAGGAUUCUACCUUUGCUGAGAUAUUUUGAGGCCCUCAUAAGCUCAAGUGCUGCAGUUAAACAUCCUCUGUGUGCAGCCAUGACUCUGGAAGCAAUCAAAUGUGCAUUGUUUGAAAAACAGUUAAAUCUAGUUAUGCACUGGGUCACACAGCAAAGGCUGACGUUUUGUGAGGCAGUAGGGGAUGUGAUUUAUGACUAUGGGGAGGUGGAACCAUUCAACAAGUCCAAGUGCUUGGCUUUGGCUCAGAUUGCCUACAGUCAGUGUGGUGUGCACAAGAAAGCUGCUCUGUGCUUGUGUAAACAGGGUCAAAUUUGUGGAGCAAUGGAUUAUAUACAGCAAUUCAAACAGCUCACUUUAGAUGAUUACUUAUUCCUACUGAAAAACUGUCCUAGUAUUGAGCUAAUUCAUUGUCUAACUCAAGAGUGGAAUGAGAAACCAGCAUUAUUAUCCAUUGGGGCUACGAUCCUCUCACUCAUUGAUACUGAUCACAAAGAGCAUGGUUUACAACUGUUAGAGGAAAUAAACAUGGGUGAGAAGAAUGCACUGGAACAAGUUAUUUUAAAUGAUACGGUCUGUACCUUGGAAGGUUGGAAGAAGAUCGCAGAUACAUGUGCAGAAAAUAAGCAUGAAAAAUUGUCUCAAGAAAUUCUCUCGAUCCUUACCUCACAGGAAGGAGUGGUUCAGAUUUCUCCAUUUGAUGAUGAUGAUGAUGUAAAGAUAAUGGAACACGUUUUCUUGUAAUUCUUCUGUAAAGCAAUUGGUGGAGCUCUAACAACAUUCAACCUAAGCAUCGUUUUAGUUGCUUCUAUGAAUUAUAGUAAACAUUUAUCACUCAGAAA